GCUCAGGGAGGAUGGUCCCGCUCCUCCGAGCCCCAAUGACCGCCCUCGAGCAGCUGGAUCCCAACCAACACCCCGCUCCUUUUCUCCCCCCUUUUCCCCUCCCUCUCCUUUUCCUUCUUGCUCCACGCCCGUUGUGACAGGAGAUGAUCCAGGCUGCUCCCCUCUGCAUAAAUACCACUGGGGAGCUCUGUGAGACUGCACUUGGUCCGAGUUGCUGAGCCCAGACCUUGCACCUCCUGAGGCUUAUUCCAUCCUUUCCUUCUGCUCCUCGUUUACAUAUUUCAGAUACAAUAAUUUAUUUUCUACGAGAGGGUUUGGAGGAGCUGCAAUUACCUGGAGAUUUGGAAGUACUCAGCAAGAUUGCAGACCUGCACUGAGCCACGGGAGCCCCUGCACAAAAACCAACCCUCACCUUCAUCUCUGCUUCUGCUGGCAGCAUGAGCCCUGCCCUGCCUUGGAUCAUUCCUCUUGGAUGUGUGCUGCUGCUGGCAAAGACAGCUGAGUGCUUUAUCUUGCCCAACUCCAGCCACCUGGAGAGCAUCCUGAGCAAGUACCAGGAUGGGGAAGCUCACUCCAGGUCCAAGAGAGCCAUCCUAUUCUCAGACAGACAGGAGAUACUGAUGCUCCACAAUAAAUUGAGAGGCCAGGUGUAUCCAGUGGCCUCUAACAUGGAACACAUGAGCUGGGAUGAGGAGCUGGAGAGGACAGCACACGCCUGGGCUCAGCAGUGCAUCUGGGACCACGGCCCCAGCGACCUCAUCAGGUCCAUUGGGCAGAACCUGGCUGUUCACUGGGGCAGGUAUCGCUCCCCAGCGUUCCAUGUGCAGUCCUGGUAUGAUGAAGUGAAGGAUUACACAUUCCCAUACCCUCAUGAGUGCAACCCAUGGUGCCCAGACAGGUGCACAGGUGCCAUGUGCACACAUUACACCCAGAUAGUCUGGGCCACGACCAACAGGAUUGGCUGUGCUGUGAAUGUCUGCAAGCAGAUGAAUGUUUGGGGAGAGAUCUGGGAGAAUGCAGUCUACCUGGUGUGCAACUACUCCCCCAAGGGUAACUGGAUUGGAGAAGCUCCGUACAAGACCGGCCGUCCCUGCUCCGAGUGCCCGCCCAGCUACGGGGGGAGCUGCCAGAACAACCUGUGCUACAAAGCUCACCGUUAUGAAGAUCCCAACCUUGCUGAGACAGAGGAGACCAACGAGGUGGAGAUUCCACAGGUGGCAGAGCAGAUACCAGUGCAGUUCCACCUCCCAGAAAACAAAGCCAGCACAACCACCAAGCUCCAGAAAACCACCCCACAAUCCUACAUGACACAAGUCAUUACCUGUGAAACCAAGAUGAGAGACAAGUGCAGAGGCUCAACGUGCAACAGGUAUUUGUGCCCAGCUGGCUGCUUGUACAGUAAGGGAAAGAUCUUUGGAACAUUUUAUUAUGAAAGUUCCUCCAGCAUCUGCCGUGCUGCAAUCCAUUAUGGAAUCCUGGACAACAAAGGAGGGCUGGUGGAUAUCACCAGGAAAGGGAGGACACCUGCUUUUGUGAAGUCCAGCAGGAAUGGUGUGGAGUCAUUCAGGAAAAGUAAACCCUCAAAUGCAUUCAUGGUUUCCAAAGUCACAACACAGACCCUGGAUUGUUACACCACAGUAGCUGAACUGUGCCACUUCAAAAAGCCAGCCAGCCACUGCCCAAGGAUUUAUUGCCCAGCCCACUGCAAGGACGAGCCCUCGUACUGGGCGCCCCUGUUUGGCACCAACGUUUAUGCAGAUAGCUCCAGUAUCUGCAAAGCUGCAGUGCAUGCAGGAGUAAUUUCAGAUGAGAGAGGCGGCUUGGUGGACGUGAUGCCUGUAGAAAAGAAGAAAAUCUACGUUGGCUCCCUAAAGAACGGUGUCCAGUCAGAGAGCUUGAAGAAUCCUUCAGAUGGGAAUGCUUUCCGAGUCUUUGCUGUGAAGCAGUAAAUCCCCAGGGAAGGUGCAGUUUCUUUGGGAGAGCUCUGUGGAUCUCCAGGGACGCCAAAGCUCCGAACGGCAUCAGCUCUGCCCGCACCCUCCUUGCCGAUCUCCUUCAGGGAAUUCCAAAAGAAAAGGGGGAAAAAAAAAAAAAUUCCCCAAAAAAAGACCCCAGGUUCUGACUCAGCUGUUGGCAUCUCAUCGCACCCGUGCAGCGUCGUAUCUUUGUCUCGUGUUUUUGUUUCUCUAGGGGCGUUCAGCGCCCAAGAACUGUUCCAAGUUUCAUUUUACCAGAGGUGUUGCUACGCAGAAACGGCAGUGGCUCCGUGUGCAGCGGAUUCAGGGAUCUCAGCCCGGGCCUGGAUGGUGAUUUUAGGGCGUGGAGCUUCUCCUGGGAUGGGUGUGAGGAUGAGCAGACCCGGCUGUGCAGGCGCUGGACACUUUGGAAUGAGGAACUCAUUGGAAGAUGGAAUCCUUUGGGGAGAGGGAAUGGAAAAUGGAAUCCUUUGGGCUCUGACAGAGUGCUGGUGGGAUGUUGGAUGGUUUCUGUGCAAAAAGAGGAUGAAAGUGGUGUUUUCCCACUGAGCUGUGAGGCUGCUGGGUACCUCGAGUGAUGGGGGUUUGGGGAUGUUCUUGGCAGCCAAAAUUGAGGUUUAGUGUGAAAUGGUGGCAGAGAUCCUCACUGCAGAAAAUGAGGCCACCACAUCAUCCAAAGAGCAGGUUUGGUGUUUGCUGGUCAAACACUCCCAGGGAUUUUGCAAACCUCUGAGCAGUCAGAGAACUGGGGCUCCUGUGCUGGCACAUCUCAUCCUAUAUCCACGCCAUAACUUCAGUUAAAUGCAGUGUAUUGGUUUAUACAGCAGUGCUGGUUGUUUUAUAGUAAUAUAGUGAUCAAAUUUAUCUUAUUUCUGCUAGGAAUGGUUGCAUCUGUAGGAAGCAGGUUCACUUUCCCUCCGUGAAGCUCCUUGUGGUGUGUGCAGUUCUGAGACUUUAAAGAUGAGGCAUAAAUUGGGGUAGAUUAAUUUUUCCUGUCCAAUUUGUGAAGCCAACAGAUCCCCACUUCCAGUGCAAAUGCUGCACCCGUGAGCAUUUGACAUCCAGGGUGGUGGUUUUACAAAACUCACCUGGUGCUGUAGUGACAUUAUUCCAUAUUUUGAUUUUUUGCACCCAAAUGCAUUUCAAAGCCAAAGGAAGGGCUCAGAAUGAGCUGCUUUUUAAUGCAGAAGGAUAUUCUCUGCUGCAUAUUGGAAAUUAGUUUUUAUGAUUGGUCUAAGCACAAAUCUGGUGGGUUUUUGAUACACACACAUCCAAUAAUUUCAUGAGAAGACAAAGUCAACAGUGGUUCUUCAAUUCUUGUAAAUGAACAGCCCUUCUGCUCAAUAACUGAAUUGUAGUACUGGACAACAAAUGGGAAAAGAUUUCCCUCUCCUUGGCAGAUGUUUCACAGCUGCUCUUAAGCCCAGAACAUGUUUGGUUUAAUCUGGACAGAUGUAAGAGCCAUCUCAUCAAACUCUUUCAAAACACAGACCAAAAGCAUUUAUAUGAUUAAACGCUUCUUUAGUUCUGUAAACACCAUGAAAUCAACAAGGAAAUGACAUUUAAAUGACAUUUAUCACUUAGUUUCUCCCACCACUGGGAUUCAUUUCUUGUUAAAAUCUGAAUUUGGAAAAGAAACCUUUUGUAAAACCUGAAAUUGAAGCUACUGUCUCUAAAAAUACUGCACAGAAAAGCCACUUUUGGGGCGGAUAGAGAGAAGUGACUCUUCGUGUUGUCUUUGUUUAUGUGGUAUUGUCAUCCAAGGUGUACAGUAUUGACUUCAGACAGGAAAAAUGAACUAUUUCCUUUUCUCACUGAGUAAAUUGGUGUUAAAAACAGCUGGAACACAUCCUAGGAAAGCUGCUGGGUGGGAGCACUUGGGGUGUUGGCAGUGAGGGAAAUCUUCCCCGUUUGUGCCCGUUGGGUUCACAGUCUGGCUCAAACCCAUCCAACACUGCAGCAGGAAUCUGGGACAUCCUGGGAUGGUGGGAAUUGCAUUGGAGAGGGUGAGAGGAGCAGUCAGGUCCGUGGGGACUGCAGGAGCACAGCAAACACCUCGCUGGAAACGGAGCAUCCGCGGAAAUCCCGGCUGGAAGGGGAUGGAAAGGAACGAGGGCUCUUGGAGUAAAACUCCAAUUUUUGGGAUUACUGUGAGCACAUAAAAACCCAAACAGCUGGGGAUGUACCUAGGUGACGGGAAGGGGACAGGGGAAGGGUUAUUAUUCCGACAGAAAUAUCCUAAAAUGCUUCAUUCAAGUUACAAUUGCGUAUUUUUAUCUUCAGCCAACUGGUUUGGAUUUUUAGAAACCGAUGUUAAUUUAAGUCUGUAUCUGUUUAUUUUUGUAUUUGUUGUACAAAAGAGAAAUUGUGACUUUACUACACAAAUAUUUUUCGAGGUCCUGGGUGCUAUUAAUUUAAACAUACCUCCACCAGAAUUAGGGGUGAUCAGGUCCUCCAAGGCAGUCCUGACCUAUCAGUGACUCGCAAUGUGUGCUAGCUAUUCAUGACUAGGUGGGACAGUACCAGUUUUUAACCAAAUAUUGACAGAUUUUAUUUCUGAUACCAAGCCAUUUCUCAGCCUGCUAUAUUUCAGUGCAGCUUAAAGAUGCAUCACCAGGCCUGUUCCUCCUCAGCCCCAGCUCAGCACAUCUCUAGGCACCUGUAGCAUCCAGGUGUGGCCAAAGCUGAUGCUGCCUGGUUGGUUUUUUUCCCAGUAAUUUGGGAUUUGGGAGCAAUGGCAUGGUCACUGCAGAACAUCUGCCUCAGCCAAAUCUCCAGGAAACACAACCAGGGUGAAAUCCAGUGCUGCUGGGGCCUUGGCUCCACUCAUUCCUUCUUUUAAAGACUUUCAGCCAACAGCUGGUUGAGGAGGCUCCAGUUGGUCCCUUGUGCAGUCUAAAUAUUUAGGGCCAGUUCAUAGAGUUGCUUUUCUUUUUUUUUUUUUUCUAUGAAAAAUGGUGUAUUUUACUUCCUAUGUAUAAAAGUUACUUGUAAAUUUUUGUGUGCCUUUGCAUGUUUUCCAAGGGGCUGUGGUUGUUUAUAAACUAGAUUUUUUUUUUUUUUCUGAAUACAGAAUUGUAAAAUAUCUUUUCCUCCCUACCCUUCCAUUUUCUUUUGAUUUCUGAAUUAUUUGUGAAAUAAAACCUUCCCAGAAU
Messenger RNA from Catharus ustulatus (Swainson's thrush), 5131 nucleotides. It is a transcript of the gene CRISPLD2, whose product is annotated as cysteine rich secretory protein LCCL domain containing 2. Gene Ontology annotation, cellular component: extracellular region. Bases 438 to 1949 code for a protein of 503 amino acids. Lineage: Eukaryota; Metazoa; Chordata; Aves; Passeriformes; Turdidae. The transcript has 15 exons. The record is from RefSeq and is a predicted model, not a curated record.